Messenger RNA from Prunus persica (peach), 1041 nucleotides. RefSeq names its product signal peptidase complex catalytic subunit SEC11C. Lineage: Eukaryota; Viridiplantae; Streptophyta; Magnoliopsida; Rosales; Rosaceae. The record is from RefSeq and is a predicted model, not a curated record. The coding region runs from base 237 to 821 and encodes 194 amino acids. The transcript is spliced from 8 exons. Gene Ontology annotation, cellular component: signal peptidase complex; membrane. Gene Ontology annotation, molecular function: serine-type endopeptidase activity.
UGGCGACAUAUAAUUUGACGGGUGACAAAUUGUUGUUUCAACGCGGCACUCUCUCUCUCUUAUUGUCAGAUCCCCCGGGUUAAAAUCAAAGAUCAUCAAACAUUCACCGCGAAAUCCUAUUUUCUUUUGCAAUUACAGACUAGUUCUGCGAUCACUGCACCACCGCCACCGCCAAAUUAUAGUUGUGCAAAAACCAGACGACCACAGCAUUUUACAACAACAACCCGUAAGCUCUAAUGGGAUGGUUCGGGGAGACCAUGGACUCCGUCAAGUCCAUUCAGAUCAGACAAGCUCUCUCCCAAGCCCUCACUCUCGGUCUGUACAACCCCGAACCCAUGUGUUUGAUAUAUGGUGCAGGCUUGAUUGUGACGUCGGCAUUGAUUAUAUGGAAAGGGUUAAUAUGUAUGACUGGGAGCGAAUCACCUGUGGUGGUUGUGCUCUCUGAAAGCAUGGAGCCUGGCUUUGCAAGGGGUGACAUUUUGUUCUUGCAUAUGAGCGAGGAUCCUAUUCGGGCAGGAGAAAUUGUGGUGUUUAAUGUGGAUGGACGUGACAUUCCAAUCGUUCAUAGAGUAAUUAAGGUUCAUGAGCGGAAAGAUACUGGAGAAGUUUAUGUCCUCACAAAAGGAGACAAUAACGAAGAGGAUGACAGGGCCCUGUAUGCUCGGGGCCAGCAUUGGUUGCAACGACGCCAUAUCAUGGGGAGAGCUGUUGGGUUUUUGCCUUAUGUUGGAUGGGUGACAAUUAUCAUGACAGAGAGGCCUAUAAUCAAGUACGUUCUGAUAGGGGCGCUGGGAUUGCUGGUCAUAACCUCGAAGGAUUAGGGAUACCAAUGUAGUGAUACACAUUUCUUUUCUGAAGCAGGGGAAGAGACGAGAGAGAGAGACACACACAAGAGAGAGAGAGAGAGAGAAGCCAGUUGUAAUUUUUGUUUUUCCUUACCCCCUGCCAUAUUGUAGCAAGGCAUCAGCAUCAAUAAUUCAUCCUUAUUUUGAAGGAUAAAGAAAAUAUGAAGACUAAUGAAAGUAGAAAAGUAUUAGGCCA